This is a messenger RNA of Canis lupus familiaris (dog), 3427 nucleotides long. RefSeq names its product choline kinase alpha (gene CHKA). Gene Ontology annotation, molecular function: ethanolamine kinase activity; choline kinase activity. NCBI's taxonomy places the organism in Eukaryota, Metazoa, Chordata, Mammalia, Carnivora, Canidae. The transcript has 12 exons. Gene Ontology annotation, biological process: phosphatidylethanolamine biosynthetic process; CDP-choline pathway. Bases 1 to 1338 code for a protein of 445 amino acids. Gene Ontology annotation, cellular component: cytoplasm. The record is from RefSeq and is a predicted model, not a curated record.
AUGAAGACCAAGUUCUGCAACGGGGGCGAGGCGGAGCCCUCGCCGCUCGGGCUGCUGCUGAGCUGCGGCGGCGGCGGCGGCGGCGGCGGCGGCAACGCAGCCCCGGCGCCCGGCGUGGGGCAGCAGCGCGACGCCGCCAGCGACCGCGAGCCCAAGCAGCUGGGCGGCCCGCCGCCGCCGCUCGCGCUGCCCCCGCCGCCGCCGCCGCCGCUGCCGCUGCCCCCGCCCCCGCCGCCGCCGGCCGACGAGCAGCCCGACCCUCGGACGCGGCGCAGGGCCUAUCUGUGGUGCAGGGAGUUCCUGCCCGGCGCCUGGCGGGGCCUUCUCGAGGACCAGUUCCACAUCAGCGUCAUCAGAGGUGGCCUCAGUAACAUGCUGUUCCAGUGCUCCUUACCUGACACUGUGGCCACCGUUGGUGACGAGCCUCGGAAAGUGCUCCUACGGCUCUAUGGGGCGAUUUUAAAGAUGAGGUCCUGUAAUAAAGAGGGAUCCGAACAAGCUCAGAAAGAAAAUGAAUUUCAAGGGGCCGAGGCCAUGGUUCUGGAGAGCGUUAUGUUUGCCAUUCUUGCAGAGAGGUCGCUUGGGCCAAAGCUCUACGGCAUCUUUCCCCAAGGCCGCCUGGAGCAGUUCAUCCCGAGCCGACGCUUAGACACUGAAGAAUUAAGCUUGCCAGAUAUUUCUGCAGAAAUAGCUGAGAAAAUGGCCACAUUUCAUGGUAUGAAAAUGCCAUUCAAUAAGGAACCAAAAUGGCUUUUUGGAACAAUGGAAAAGUACUUGAAUCAAGUGCUGAGGAUUAAGUUUGCUGGGGAGCCCCGGGUGAAGCAGCUCCACAGGCUCCUCCGCUACAAUCUGCCUCUGGAGCUGCAGUAUCUGAGGUCACUACUUGAAUCCACCCCUUCUCCAGUUGUGUUUUGUCACAAUGAUUGUCAGGAAGGUAAUAUCUUAAUGCUGGAAGGCAGAGAGAAUUCUGAAAAGCAGAGACUGAUGCUCAUCGACUUCGAAUACAGCAGCUAUAAUUACAGGGGAUUCGACAUUGGGAAUCAUUUCUGUGAAUGGAUGUACGACUAUACCUAUGAAAAGUACCCUUUCUUCAGAGCGAACAUCCUGAAGUACCCCACCAGGAAACAACAGCUCCACUUUAUUUCCAAUUACUUGGCUGCAUUCCAAAAUGAAUUUGAAAACCUCAGUAAUGAAGAAAAGUCCAUUAUAGAAGAAGAAAUGUUACUUGAAGUCAAUAGGUUUGCCCUUGCAUCCCAUUUCUUCUGGGGACUUUGGUCCAUCGUACAGGCCAAGAUUUCAUCCAUUGAAUUUGGGUACAUGGUAAAGGCAGAGACCUGAGCGUGGCCACAGAUGGGCACUACUCUUCCUCUGCAGUGAAGGUGAAGGGGCUUAGCUUGUAGCCACUGCCUGAGUAGAACUUGUUCUGGAACUCCACCCUGGGGGUGAGAAGGGAAGAGCUCGUGAGGGGAGGCCCCCGCUCCUGCCCCCUUGUGCUUCCCGGGGCCAGCCAGGCGGGCUGCUCACCAGUGUAGCCGCAGUGCGUGCAGGAAGGCUGAGAGCCCCUCCAUCACCAGCAGGAUGGCCACGGUCAACACGGCGAAGGCAGCAAAGACAGGAACCAGCACCACAGGCGCCACACCCCAUUCACGGCCCAUGCGCAGGCCGCUACGCAUGACCAUGGCCCACAGGACCUCUGACAGCUCUGGGGGUCGGGGAGGCAGCAGUGGAGGCCAGGGCCGAGGGGUGCCCACCCAGCCCCUGUGGCAGCCGGAAGCGCCCCCUUCCUGGUGGAGGACCUCCCCACAUCCUCAGGCUACGGGAUUCUGAAGCCUGGAGAAGUGACCCGCCCAGGCCCCCCAGCCAGCAGCUGCCCCCGCGGCCAGCCAACCCCCUGUGGCCAGGUCACUCACGAGCAUGGGCCAGGCUCAGAGCCCAGAGGCGCAGGUAAGAGGCCGUGUUGGAGAUGCAUCCCAGGCAGAACUCAAUGGUGUGGAUGGCCUGGUGCAUGAGCACCUCGGACAGGACAAACUGGGGGAUGGGAGGCAGUGAGGGGCAAGUCAGUCUGGCAGCCGCCAUCCCCCACACAUACUCUGGAAGACCACACCCACCUCGGCCUCCUCUGAGUUCCCUGGGCACCCUGCUUUCUCUUCAUCAGAGCCCCAGCCAGCCACAGAUGUGUCGGAGGAGUCUAGAAUCCUGGACUUGUCCUCAUCCUGGGGGUGGAGGGCAGGUGACAUCAGCAGGCCUCCACCACCCAGGAGACCGCGAGGCAGCGAGGCUGGGGUCAAGCCUCCCGGCAGCCCUCAUGCCACAUGCCCCCUCCCUCCAGCUUCUACCGGUUGCCGGCCAGUGGGCCUCCGCGAACGGCGGCGGUGCUGCCAGUGCAGGAACAAGGGUGUGCCAAGCAGCAGGACGGGCACCAUGGCCAGGGCCAGGACCACCAGCACAGACUGCACCACUUCCUGCGGGGCGGGGGGAGCUUGAGUCAGGGUGCCCUCUUCGAGCCUCAUGACUCUUGGGAGCCCAGGGAGCCUGCCGCCCACUCCUCCCCCAGGGCCCCUCACUGAGCAGGGACAUUGUGCUAUUAGGAAUCCUGGGGGGGAGAUUCCCUAGGGGAGUUUCACACGGUCCCCUGACCUCCCUGGCUCACAGCCUCAGGCCUGCAUCCCCGUUUUCUCAGAGGAGGACCCUGCAGCUCAGAGUGGCCCAGUGAUCACGAGGCCCCCUGAAGGGGUCUGGCGGGGCAGUACCUGCCCAGGGAAGAGCAGCCUGUUGGUGGGGCUGCGGGAGAAGAGGAACAUGUUGAUGAAGUGGAUGAGGAUGCUGGGGGCUGAGGCAGCGCUGGCAGCUGAGAUGCACAGCCACUUGUAGAUGACCAGGAAGACAAGGUAGCCGAACAGCCCCAGCAGGAAGACCAGCUCCGGUAGGGUCUCUAGGAGCAGCCGGUGCCACUGGCCAAAGUGUCUGUGAUGGCAGAAGGCCGGGGGUACUUGGUCACCCACCGGGCCACCCUGGCCCUGCCUGCCCCAGUGCCCCCUGCCCCCACCAGAACUCAGGCCCUCACAUGUGGUUGAAGACUCCCAGAACCACCCCAAAGGUCAUGUGGGUGACCCCAAGGAUGACGGACAUCUUCAUCUUGAAGGAGUUGAGGAAGCUGAGGUGGUUGACAGCCAGGCUCCAGACCUGGGGUGGCAAGAGGGAGGGGUAUCACCCUGGGCAGCCUGCCUGCCUGUCCCUGUGGGGCCUCAUUGGCAUCUGCCACCCACCUGCCCACUGCAGGGCAGCAGAAGGGAACAAUGGGCUGGACAGACAGGCUGGGCAACUGGGGUCCAGACCCCAGCUCUUCCCAGCCAGGCAACGUCACAUGCCUGGUCUCUCCUGUAUCUCUGUGUCCUUGUCUGUGAGACAAGAGCAACGCUAAUGCUCA